AUGAGUCUUUUCACCAAGAGUACAGGAUGUGGAUUCCCAUUAAUCCAGGCCCCAAUGGCUGGUGUCUCAACUAUCAAGUUAGCAAGUGCAGUUACCAAUGCAGGUGGGAUAGGAUCUAUUCCUCUAGGAGCCAUUGAUUAUACGUCUUCCAAAGGGAUUGACCAAACGAAGUCACUUUUGAGCGAAUUUGAUUCAUUAACUGAGGGCUCCAGAUUAGUUAACCUUAAUUUUUUUGCACAUGAACCUCAAGUUGAACCUAAUCCGACUCAGUUGGAGAAUUGGCGAAAAUUAUAUGCCAAAUAUAAUCCAGAUGUGCAGGCCCCUUUAGCUAACAGCAAUAUAAGUAUAAAGGAAAUUGAACAGAAUCACCCCGAACAGUUUGGUAAAUUAUGGUGUGAGAUAGAAGCAUUUGGACCAAAGAUUGUCAGUUUCCAUUUCGGAUAUCCAAGUCUUAAAUCCAUAGAUCAAUUGAAGAAGUCUGGAAUUCUUGUGUUCGUUACUGCAACUAACAUCGAAGAAGCAACAGAGGUGAGUGAUUUUGCUGAUGGAAUUGUAUUACAAGGCUACGAGGCAGGUGGGCAUCGUGGAACAUGGCUUUCCACAGAGGCAAAAUUGGAUGAGGGACUCUCCACCAUGGUUUUGGUGCAACAGGCCCGCAAGAUUCUUGGAUCCAAAACACUUCUUAUUGCGUCUGGUGGGAUUAUCGAUAAAUCAGCAGUCAAAUUCUUUUUGGUUGACCUAGGUGCUGAUGCUGUUCAAUGUGGAACAGCAUUUAUUCUAACACAUGAAUGUGAAACAUCUCCCUCAAGCCAAUGGCUUUGGAAUAGUAUUACACUGAAAGAGAGUUUGGGUACUGUUAUGACAGAUUUAAUUCUGGGUAAAAGAGCGAGAGCAGUUAAAACUGAAUUUCUUUCUGAUUUGAUCCAUCGUCAUGAUAUUGCAAACACCUUACCAGAUUAUGGCUAUAGAUAUAAACUAUACAAAGAUUUUCUAGGAGCAAACGCAUCACUGAAAUCUGAAUAUGGCUUCUUUCUUGCAGGUCAAAACUACAAGUUAUUGACAGAAAGACUUUCAGCAAAGGAGAGAUUAGAAAGUCUCAUGAGACUUGAGUAA
This is a messenger RNA of Lizanozyma spartinae, 1113 nucleotides long. RefSeq names its product putative nitronate monooxygenase. Lineage: Eukaryota; Fungi; Ascomycota; Pichiomycetes; Serinales; Debaryomycetaceae. The record is from RefSeq and is a predicted model, not a curated record. Bases 1 to 1113 code for a protein of 370 amino acids. Gene Ontology annotation, molecular function: nitronate monooxygenase activity. The transcript has a single exon.